AUGGACCGGAUAUUCCGGGGCAUAAUGAAGUAUAGGCGGACGAAUAGGGCGAAAAUGGUCGAGCAGUUCGUACAGGUGAAAAACCGGCCCGAGCCUAAGGCUUUGUUUUUCACUUGUAUGGACAGCCGUAUGUUGCCGGCCAGAUUUACCGAAUCCAACGUCGGCGACAUGUUCAUCGUCCGAAACGCCGGAAAUCUGAUUCCGCAUUCGCAGCAUUUCCCGGACGAAUACACUUCGUGCGAACCGGCAGCCUUGGAGUUGGGGUGCGUGCACAACGACAUAAGGCACGUCAUCGUUUGCGGGCAUUCCGACUGCAAAGCAAUGAACCUGUUGCACCUGCUCCGGGACACGGAAUACGGUAGCACCGUCAACCGCCGGAAGUCGCCUCUCCGAGCGUGGCUCUGCUCGCACGCGAUGUCGUCUUUGGAAAAGUACCAACAACUCGAGGCGGCCGGCUACGGCGCCCCUCUCGUUUUCCAGGCCGAGACGCCGUUGCGCCGGAUAAGCGCUUACAUCGACCCGGACCACAAGCUUUCCGUCACCGACAAGUUGUCGCAGGUCAAUACCCUGCAGCAAAUUCAAAACAUCGCCAGCUACGAUUUCCUCAAGAAGCGCCUGGAGGCGUACGACCUGCACAUACACGCCCUUUGGUUUGACAUAUAUACCGGUGACAUACACUACUUCAGUAGACAGAGCAAACAGUUCGUAGAAAUAAACGAAAAAAACGUGGACGGACUAGUGGAAGAGGUCUCGAAGUAUUAUUGCUAA
Metopolophium dirhodum (rose-grain aphid) is the source of this 768-nucleotide messenger RNA. RefSeq names its product beta carbonic anhydrase 1-like. Bases 1 to 768 code for a protein of 255 amino acids. The transcript has a single exon. Gene Ontology annotation, molecular function: zinc ion binding; carbonate dehydratase activity. Lineage: Eukaryota; Metazoa; Arthropoda; Insecta; Hemiptera; Aphididae. The record is from RefSeq and is a predicted model, not a curated record.